Molecule: messenger RNA, 348 nt
Organism: Striga hermonthica
Lineage: Eukaryota; Viridiplantae; Streptophyta; Magnoliopsida; Lamiales; Orobanchaceae
Source: the annotation of a GenBank genome assembly
AUCACUGCAGAAUCAUUGUGCAAAAGAAUUGGUGCCUUUGAUCACAUGGAUGAUUUUGUCGGGCUUUCUUAUACUUCCUCGGAAUUUGAGAACCUUCCUGCAUUGCAGAAGACAAUUGCCUUGCAGCGGAUGUCAAUUUUCACACGGGUGGAACCAUCUCACAAGAGGAUGCUCGUUGAAGCAUUGCAGCACCAAAAUGAAGUGGUUGCAAUGACUAGAGAUGGAGUCAAUGAUGCACCUGUUAGAGGUAUGCUCAACAUUGGAAUUUCCAUGGGAUCUGGAACUGCAGUGGCAAAGAGUGCUUCAGAUAUGGUUUUGGUUGAUGAUAGUUAUGCCACAAUAGUUGCU